GCCCAACCGCUGCGACGGCUGUGAGCCAUCUGUAUCAGGUUGCUGUGGCGAUAGUGCGUGCGCUAACUGUUUUUCGUGUAUAUAAUGACAUCGCAUACCACUUCGUAGUUUCAACUAGCGUCUGAUUGUGUCUCUGAAAUGAAUGCACUGGUCAAUUACUCCAAAGCAAUACAGAUGACCAUUCUGUCGUUCCAUGGAGCCUGAAUGAAACGGUGCCAAUGGUUAGCGCACAUCCUCCUUUGAUUUUCUUUGUUUUAAGGUGCCUAAACGGCCAUUUGGCCCUACCGGCCACCAUAGGCACUAACAUGUGGCAUCAGUGAAAUGUCAUGGCAAUGUCAACGAAAAUUGAGGAUGAAGACCUGGAUGCUGGUGAGCAGUCAGGAGAGGAAGAAGAUGAAGAGGGCGGGUUGUCCAAACGUCGUGGUGCUGGCCGGAGCGUUACAUUGAGUAUGCUGAUGUCUCAAGGCAUCCUUCAGCAUGGAGAAAACGUUCUGUCAAUUGACUAUCUUGGUUCAAGAUUCACUGGUGAUUUACUGAAGGACGGAAAGAUCAAGUGGCGUGAAACUCAAGAAGUGUACUCUUCACCUAGCUCGUGGGCAGUGCAUUGCAAAAAGUUGUUGAAUCCAGACAAGAAGUCCGGUUGUGGCUGGUCCACGAUCCGAUACAAAGGGAAAAAACUGGAUUGGUACAAGGCUACCUGGUUCAGGAAGCAGAGGAUAAAAAAGGAUGACAGAGAAAAUAAUAUUGGGGCCAAGACUUCUACCGGGGAGAAGACAAAGUCAGGGAUCGUGAUCAAAAAGCCUUUGGCUUACCAGAAUGCACCAGGGCAGCCUACACCGAAGGAGACUCUUAUUCUAAGUCAUGGAGCUCUUGGGACUCGCAAUGUUGAUAGUGAUUUGAACACCCUGGUCAUCUCCACACCAUUCAGUGUUCUGGACCGGAUUCAGCCAUUCACAUUGACAAUAUCUACGAAUUGUUUACUACUAAUUGACUUUCAUUGCCAUUUGACAGAGAGUGAAGUGGUUGGUUACCUUGGUGGAACAUGGGACAUUGCUGCACACAACCUUUCCAUACUCCAAGCCUUCCCAUGUCGAGGAAGACUCGGUGACAAAGAGGCUGCUCCUGCCAUUGAGGAAGAGAUUCGUGAAUCACUGGAGCAGCGCCAUCUUACUGUUGUGGGUUGGUACCACAGUCACCCAAAGGCUCCACCGCAGCCAAGUUUACGCGACUGCAAUUCCCAGCUGGACUACCAGAUUACUAUGAAGGGUGAAAGUGACUCUUCAUACACACCAUGUGUUGGUCUCAUAUGUUCUCCUUAUGUGAAAGAUGAGUCCUGUGUGGAUGCAAAGUACCUUGCCUAUUGGGUGAUGCCUCCGCCAGAGCACAGACCAAAUGAAUAUGGAAGGCCAAUGCAGAUGAUGUACAAUGUUGCACAGGAUUCAUUCCUCACUCAGGAUCUUCUAAUGGAAAUGCGCCUGCUGUCGGAGUACUAUCGUGGAUCACCAGACGCUCUCAACUUUUGCAAGGACUUUGAGCCACAUAACAUUAGCUACUGGGAAAAACUGAAACGCUCGCUGACAUCCAAGCUUCCACGUGAUCUGCAGGUCACGAGUGGCGACACGCAAGGGCAAGCUGUUGAUCACUUCUGGGAAUUUGUGAAGGGCCUCAUCAUGCCGGUGUAGUGGCGCUGUGUGCUUAUGAAGCAGUCUCUGGACAACCUGAGCCGCUGGUUUCAGUGUGGUGUUGCCUUGUAAAGUCUGUGACUUUGCCAGAAAUUUACAACAUUUUAAGCAAGUACGCACACAUAGCAUCUUGCAGUGGAGCUCUGUAGUAUCAUUGGGCAGGUAGAGGUAUUUUAUCAUUUAACUGAAGAGUUUCACCAUGUGGCCAGUUUAACAGCAGUGCAUCACUUUGAGCAUCAUCGAUUGAAGCUAGUGUCGCAACUGUUUGGUGUGAUAUGUCAUGCCAUACAACUCACUCUAGCUUUUUUUUGCCAAACUAUAAGCACCAAUCUGCCAUUUAGUGCAAAUAUAUUCUCUGGAAGCCUUUAUAGUAGUUUUAAUUAAACCUGUCAAGUAUUUUAACUGCCUCUUUGUAGAUAAUUUUGAAAAUAGGCAAAAUCAUUAGUAUAUGCAUGCUUUUAGUGUAAUCAUUAUUAUAUGUAUGUAGGCCUUCAUUUUUUUCCCUUGUCUUUUUGCCGGGUGUAAAACUUAGUGCUUUUAUACAUUUUGUAGACAAUGUUUAUCGUGCCAGUUCCACUCUACUUGAAGCGAAGGGCAUACUUUACUGUUUUAGCCCAUUAUUUCAGUGUUCUUUAUUUACUCGUUUCAAGCUUCGUUUUAAAUGUUCGCAGAUUGUUUCUUGUAGUUUUAGAAAUGUUUUAUGACCACGGCAGGUUUUUACAAGUACUGCAAAUCCUCGUUUUCUUGUAUAUAUUUAAUCUGUGCCAGAAUUGCGUAUUUUUCUGUGCUGUGUUAAGAUGUCAUAGCUCAACACAACUGCAUCAGGUCUUGAAAGUGCUUACGUCUUCUCACAGCUCAAACAUAUUUUCUGAUAAAUAUUUUAAAGUUUGUUCGCUGUUGCAAAUCAUGUGAAAUGAUCUUUCACAAGUCAUCAAAUCAUUUCGAAUGUGUGUGCAAAUGGGAGUGUGUGAUUUGUGUCAUCUUCUAGCGAUGUGUGCUGUGUUUGCUAGUAUGUGUAAUGUAAAGGUUGGGCGUUUCAUGGUGCGGAAAAGAAAUGACAAUACCGUAUUUAGUUGUGCAGUGAACAGGCAUUUUUUUUCCUGGAAAAAAAAAGGAUAGGGUGCUUUGCUCGGUGCGUUCAUUGAUGGGGCCCUGAAACACUUCUUUGAGUAACUAC
Molecule: messenger RNA, 2859 nt
Organism: Rhipicephalus microplus (southern cattle tick)
Lineage: Eukaryota; Metazoa; Arthropoda; Arachnida; Ixodida; Ixodidae
Product: MPN domain-containing protein
Molecular function (GO): protein binding; metallopeptidase activity
Source: RefSeq, a predicted model, not a curated record